This is a messenger RNA of Nilaparvata lugens (brown planthopper), 1331 nucleotides long. RefSeq lists its product as uncharacterized. NCBI's taxonomy places the organism in Eukaryota, Metazoa, Arthropoda, Insecta, Hemiptera, Delphacidae. The transcript is spliced from 3 exons. Bases 813 to 1331 code for a protein of 172 amino acids. The record is from RefSeq and is a predicted model, not a curated record.
AGCUGAUUCAUCACUGGUCCACAUAUUAACAAAAAAGCUUCCUUUCAAUGUUCGUAUGACACUGGCAGUAUCUUCGAUUUCCAGUUGUGAAGAACUGAUAGAACAUUUACAUUCUAUCCAAUCAGCUACUUCUGAGCCAAAUCAUAUAAAUAAACAAGCAAGAAAUUUUAAUCAGCAAAAUAGUAAUUUCAAACAAAACAGUAAUAAUGAAAAUCAUAUAGCAAAUGCUAGAGCAAAUGCGCAAAGAGCGAAGUAUACUGAAAAUAAUAACAGAGUUCAAUCAUUUGAUAAUAAUUAUAGAAAUAAGUUUCAAUACCGAAACAGUAAACAGCAUCACAAAGAGGCAUAUUAUGAUAACAGAGAUCACUGGAAUAGAAAUAAUAAACGGAAAAUAACCUUCACAAAACAGGACGAAAAUAAACAAAAUCAUAACCAAACAAAUACAUCUUAUACAAUAGCACAUACAACAAGGACAACACAAAAUCAACAUGCAAAUGACCCACCACCAGACACACAGGAGCCCAUACAAGACAGCCUACCACACAAAACCGCCGCCCGCCAUGCACUUGAAACGCCCUGUAAACAUCAAUCCCUCUUGAGCCUUAUAUUUCCCACUGAAGAACCAUCACCGCAGGAAGAGCAACCCGCCACCGAGGAACACCAGGUUACAGUAGAGGAAUUAUGUAAUAUGGAGCCCACAUGCGAUGAACUCGUUUUGAACGCCACACCCGCGCAUCAAAGGACCACCACCAAGCAUCCGCGCACCGAGCCUACACCCGCGCAUCAAUCGACCACACCGAGGCACACCAAGGAUGGGAAGGAAGACACCAGUGAGUACCGGGAGGACAACAUGCAGGAUCGGAGGAACGCCCACCGCAAGGCCCGGAGACGGAAACGCCCGAGGCAGACACCGGACGACCGACUGCAUGACCGACUACAGGAGAAAAGAGGCAUGCACCGCAAGGCCCGGAGGCGGAAAGUCAAGCGGAAGAAAAAGAAGUACCGCGCGCGACGAUACCAGCCGCAUGCCCGUUUCAAACGCCCGAGGAGGAUUCCGGACCGAGACCAGGAUGGAGGACCGGAGAUCGACGGCAUGCAUCCGCGGCACAUUCGCUUUAAAGCAGAAGAUCAGCGAUGUGACCGGCAAAAUGGAUCUAAUAAAUGGAAGGAAACUGGAGCUAACGGAAGGACUAAUAUGGAUUCAUACAGGGGAUACUUUUGAGUCAUUGGUUAUCUUCAGGGAUACAUUUGAGUCGCUGACUCGGGUGACCCAGAGCCGAACAAGAUGGCGGCUGACCCGGGGCAGACUAGUGAUCCCCAGUGAACUCUAA